AUGCUCGACGCCUUCAGGACCGCGGCGGCGUACCCCCAGGGUGCGACGGCCGUGAGCUUGCCCAUCGACAUCAUGACAAAAGGAACCAAGACGUCGAUCCCUGCGCUGCCGGCGACUGCAUUCACCCCGCCCGAGUACGGCACAUCUCCGUCCGCUUCCCUGAGCCGGGCGGCGUCCAUGAUUCAAAACGCAAAAUUCCCUGUGCUGUUUCUUGGCACCAGAGCAGCUACCCCCGAUGCCGUCCAGGCCGUCCAGGGAUUUCUUCGAAAGCACCCGAUUCCUGUCGUCGAGACGUUCCAAGCAGCUGGAUCCAUCAGUCAGGACCUGGCCCAUCUCUUCUUCGGCCGCAUCGGUCUCUUCCGCAACCAACCGGGCGACAAGCUACUUGCACAAGCAGACCUUGUCAUUGUUGCGGGCUACGAUCAGUCGGAGUACGACGCCGACGCGUGGCAUAAGAGCCAGAGUCUCGAAAUCCUCCACCUUGACUGGAUCCCCGCCGACUACGGCGCCUUCUAUAACCCUAAGCUUGAGCUUGUGGGUUCCAUUGCCGCCAACGUCAAGGCCCUCAGCGACAUUCUUGCCAACGUCUCUCGGCCGCAAGAGUUCGAGGUGGCAAAAUCCAUCUUCACUGAAUUCCACGCUUGGGAGCAGAGUCCCCAGGCCCUCGGCCAGACCGGCGACGGCCCCAUUCAUCCUCUCUAUUUCAUCAAGCUGAUGCAGGGCAUGCUCCCUCCAUCGCCGACCGUUUCGUCGGAUGUGGGCAGCAUGUACAUUUGGCUCUCCCGCUUCUACUUCGCGUAUAGCCCCAAGUCCUUCCUUGUCUCCAAUGUCCAGCAAACCCUCGGUGUCGCCCUUCCCUGGGCCAUCGGCGCAUCGCUGUCCCAGGAGCCGCCGUGUUCACGGAAAGUCAUCAGCAUCAGCGGCGACGGUGGUUUCCUCUACAGCGGCCAGGAGCUAGUGACCGCCGUCCAGCAGGGGUGCAACAUCACGCACUUCAUCUGGAACGACGGAAAGUAUAACAUGGUCGAGUUUCAGGAGGUCGACAAGUACGGACGCAGCUCGGGUGUCGACCUGGGAGGGGUCGACUUCGUCAAGUACGCUGAGGCGUUUGGCGCCAAGGGUUUGCGUGUCAGUCGUUCGUCGGAACUGGAGGCUGUUAUGAAGGAGGCACUGAGUUACAAGGGGGUGUGUGUGGUGGAUGUCGAGAUUGACUACUCGCACAACCACGAGCUCAUGAGGAAUGUCAUCCAGGACAACAUUAGUUAA
Colletotrichum spaethianum is the source of this 1266-nucleotide messenger RNA. Its product is annotated as acetolactate synthase. Gene Ontology annotation, cellular component: acetolactate synthase complex. Lineage: Eukaryota; Fungi; Ascomycota; Sordariomycetes; Glomerellales; Glomerellaceae. The transcript has a single exon. The record is from RefSeq and is a predicted model, not a curated record. Gene Ontology annotation, molecular function: flavin adenine dinucleotide binding; magnesium ion binding; acetolactate synthase activity. Gene Ontology annotation, biological process: L-valine biosynthetic process. Bases 1 to 1266 code for a protein of 421 amino acids.